This is a messenger RNA of Triticum dicoccoides, 2061 nucleotides long. RefSeq lists its product as uncharacterized. The transcript has 9 exons. Bases 304 to 1668 code for a protein of 454 amino acids. NCBI's taxonomy places the organism in Eukaryota, Viridiplantae, Streptophyta, Magnoliopsida, Poales, Poaceae. The record is from RefSeq and is a predicted model, not a curated record.
GCUCCCUUCUCUCUCUCUUUGGGACACACUUGUGCCUCUCUCUCUCUCACUUUCUCACUCUCAAUCUUUGUUCUUGGGUGCUUACACAGGGAUUCGAAGCGACGAGUGCUUCUUCCUCGACUCCGGCCAACACCACCACCCCGUCCGCAGCCCGUCAGCAUGUAUGUGAGUGACUAGGCAGAAGGUCGAGACCAAGGCUACCAAGAGAAACAACAUCAACACUUCAACCAAGACAAUUCUAGAGCCAAGUUGCCAAACAGCAAAGCGCCCCUCCAUCCGUAGCCAGAGGCCUCUCAAUCAGACAUGCAAGGGGGGCAAUUCCCCGAAUCGUCGUAUAGCGUAGCAGAGAAGUUCGCAGACGAGACGGUGAAGCUGCAACGUAUUCACAGGCAGAGGGCGCACAGUCGUGGAAACCUGGAGGAGGAUGUGUUUGGUGGAUACGUUAGAUCUUAUGGCUUCAACUAUGUCCAGGAUAGUAAUAUAGCUCAAGGCAUGAUGUGGAUCGGCUUUUCUGGUGGGAGAUGGUCACCACUUCCUGUCACAGUGGUCCUCUUAGGAGCGACACGCGAAGAUGGAAAGAUUGGGCAAAGAAUCGUUGAGAAAACCGCGAAACUUUCUGAAUCAUCAGAUUUGGUGCUAGAUGCUUAUUUUAGCACUUACUGCAAACAACUCGGGCGGUACGUAGUGGUGUACGAGCAAUUCGAUGGCCCCUUUUUCGAAGGCAACACACCGCAAGACAUUGCUGGGAAUUUCUUUGGGGAUUUGUUAAGGUACCGGCUGAAUCCAUUCUGGGUAGAGAAGAUAAGGUCAUUGAUGGAUCUUCUUGAGCAUGGGAGAGCUAGAUCCGUGACACAUGGUGGUCUUGCCGAUCCGGGAAGCUAUGUGCUUUCUGGACAAACCGUGAAGCUUAUAAACGUGGGGCGAGAAGUUGCUGGUCACGUUGUCUUGAAAGAUCUGAUGGAUCUCAGACGCUUCAUAAAAAUGGACAACUAUUUCAAUGGUAAUGCCAGUGCAGAGUGGCUCACUCUUGACAUGCUUCUCGGAUCUCACCUUGUGACCCGCUUUAAUCCUGGCUGGAAGAACGUUGUCGUGGGACACCCAAUGUUAUUGGGAUCGGAUGUGGAUAUAAUCGCAGCUUUUGAUGGGGUGUACACAUCUAUGGGAAAACUGAGUUCGAUAAAAGCAACUAGGUUGGCCAACCUGUUGUACAGAAAGUUUCCUGGUUUCUACGACGAGCGGUCGAUACGGAAUCCUCGAGGACCUAAUGACCAUCACAAUAAUCUCAGGUCCAGUUUCCCACCAAAUUCCGUUGUCUUCGAUGGUCUCUUCGAAUAUACCUAUCAGGGCGAUCCACAAUUGUAUGGGGGUGAUAAAAUUUAUCUAGAAAUCAUUAGACUCGCGAGGAAUUGCAUACACCAUGCAAAAGAUUAUGAUGAGAUAUUGAUAGACCCUGAAGAAAUGCUUAUGUUUAUGAGAGCUAAUUUUAACAAUUACAUCAGUACGACAUACUCUUUGCUGCACAUGGUGGAUGAUCCCGGGAGAAUUGAUGGCCCAUACGAAUGCGACGACAAGAAAAAACCAAGUACAUCCACCAUGGGGGAUUAUUUUUCCGUUGCCUUCUCCAAGGCCAAACAGUCCAAGAAGGGGAGAGGCCGAAUAGGAGGUUGAACAUUCAUCAUCACGAUCCAGCUGCAGAGGGAACUGAAUGGUUGAUACCGAGGAAACUGCAUGUUUACUUUUCUUCAAAGUUGGUGACUCGUGCCUGGGUCCUAGACCAACAGAACAUCUGCAUGUUUUUAAUUUUCUUCAAAGUUGGUGACUCGUGCCUGGGUCCUAGACCAACAGAACAUCCGCAUGUUUUUUCUUUUCUUCAAAGUUGGUGACUCGUGCCUGGGUACUAGACCAACAGAACAUCUGCAUGUUUACUUUUCUUCAAAGUUGGUGACUCGUGCCUGGGUCCUAGACCAACAGAACAGUUUGUUUUUUAGUUCGCAUCCCACUGUAACCACAACCUGUAACACCGAUGCCUCCAUGGAUCAGCUUGAUUAUCUUUUAUCCUGA